AUGGCGGCGGAGUGCGAGCAGGGCAGGUGGAAGCGUCGAGAGCAGAGAGAUGCGUGGGCUUGUCCCAUUCCCCCGCCGCCACCUUCCAAAUCAUCAUCUGGAUCCCUCCCGAUCCACCCACGUCCUCUCCACAAAAUUCCCCAUCGGGCCAAUCCCGCAGCCCCCUUUCGGUCCAAGCACCCGAGCCACGGCGAGCUGGCUAGGCGCCAGCCUCUCACCUGCGACCGCUUCACCAGGACCCCCGCGCCUGUAGCCUCCGUCCCCUGCUCGCCCGAUGCCCGAUCAAGGAGUUCCCCUUGGCCAUCCUCGACCUGCAGCAGCAGAAGCCACCGGGCCAUCCACGUUGCCCCUACCCUUCCUCCUUCCCGUUCCCUUCUCCUCCUCUCUCUCAACUCCCUCUCCGUCUCUGUACCAGGAACACUGAAGGAGCUCGUCGCCGCCACCUUGAACCCCGUCGUCCUGUGCCUCGCCUCUGCACCCUUGGAACGGGACGAGGUCGACCAGAUCCGGGCCAGAGACCCUUGUUCCCGGCCGUCCCCUGCCAUCGACGCUGUCUUCUUCAGGUUGUUGCGCCCUGCGUCGAUUGAAGCCGCCAUCCAAGCCCGUUCCCGGUCAGAUCCGCCGUCCGGGAGACCCGCGCCCCUGCCGGACCUCCCCUGCUUCGCCUUGGUCCUUGCCGGUUCCCCACGUCUUCCCGGAGCCCUCGCCGUGUCUGCAAGUCCCGCCGUCGCCAAGUCCCUGCGCCCCUGCCCUGUUUCUACCUCGCCCUCGUUCGAACAGAGGACGAGCGCUUCCUCGUCGUGCGCCUGGGCUGCAAGCGCGCAUCAGGCCUAGGCCAGUCCAGCCUGCAUCCCCCACCGACCGGGCCAGGCCCAGCUCGCGCCGGUCCAGUGGUCACGCUGGUUGCUUCACUCGUUAGCUUCGGUUUUGUUCUGGAGUUGUGAGGAUCUGUUCGACUACGUUCGUUUGUCUUCUUCAUGGACUCGUUCUUCUUCCUUGCGAGAUCUCAGGCAAGAUGACCAUACCCUCGAAAUCACUUCUAUCUUUGCUUGCUAGUUGAUCGCUUUAUUGCUAUGCCGCACUACCUACCACUUUCUAUAUCAUGCCUCCCAUAUUGUCGUGUCAAGCCUCUAACCCACCUUUCCUAGCAAACCGUUGUUUGGCUAUGUUACCGCUUUUGCUCAGCCCCUCUUAUAGCGUUGCUAGUUGCAGGUGAAGCUGAAGUUUGUUCCAUGUUGGAACAUGGAUAUGUUGGGAUACCAAAAUAUCUCUUAUUAAAUUUAAUGCAUCUAUAUACUUAGUAAAGGGUGGAAGGCUCGGUCUUAUGCCUGGUGUUUUGUUCCACUCUUGCUGCCCUAGUUUCCUUCAUACCGGUGUUAUGUUCCUUGAUUUUGUGUUCCUUAC
Molecule: messenger RNA, 1404 nt
Organism: Triticum urartu
Lineage: Eukaryota; Viridiplantae; Streptophyta; Magnoliopsida; Poales; Poaceae
Source: RefSeq, a predicted model, not a curated record